AUGAACCCUAAACCUCCGAAGGCAACCGCAAACCGGUCCCCACGGAAACCUAACCAGAACUGUAACGCGAACCCGAACCCUAACCGGACUCCCCUGACCCUAACCUUAACCCUACCCCGAACCCGAACCAGAACCACGAAGCCUAAGGAUACCGCGACGCAACGCUACCCCGAACACAGAAACCGAAAACGACCCCGACCCCGAAAUCCGAAAAACCGAACACCUGAACCUAACCCUAAGGCUACGAACCCUAAUCUAACCCCAAACCCCAAACCCCAGCGACAACCCCCAAACCGAACCGGGACCCGAAAGCGGAGCCCCACAGCCGUAAACCCGAACCCGAACCCCAAAAACCAACCCGAACCCGGAUACCCGAACCCCAACCCACCCGGAACCAGACCACGACCCCGAAGCCGAACCCUGUGCCCUAGCCCGAAACCAGAACACGAAACAAACGCGAAGCCGCUGAACCAUAGAGGCGACUCAGAACCCGGCACCCGAACCCAAACCUUGGACCCUACCCUCACCCGAACACGAAAUGAACCACUACUCCCCAACGGCAACAACCAAGGGCCCAACCCACCCAACGCAACCCCGAAAGCGAAGCCGAAACCGAGCCAGCGGAAAGCCAUAGGACAAGGAACGCCACCCCGACCCCGAACCCCAUACCCCAACCGGCAACUCGAACCACAGCCGAACCGAACCCGAACCCGAAAGCAGCCCGAAGCCGAACGCCGAAUCCCCCCGACACCGAACUCCAAAACACGAACCCUGGGACACGAACCCAAUAGCACGCACAAAGCCCUGCACCCGAAAGCCGAACGCGAACCCGAACCCUGA
This is a messenger RNA of Acomys russatus (golden spiny mouse), 840 nucleotides long. RefSeq lists its product as uncharacterized. The transcript is spliced from 4 exons. The record is from RefSeq and is a predicted model, not a curated record. Bases 1 to 840 code for a protein of 279 amino acids. NCBI's taxonomy places the organism in Eukaryota, Metazoa, Chordata, Mammalia, Rodentia, Muridae.